GAGAGAGAGAGAGAGAGAGAGAGAGAGAGAGAGAGAGAGAGGAAAGUGGGCGCAAGGGGAAGAGAAGAGACCCCGGGACAGAGUGAGGGAGUGACCCCCUUAACUCUCGGGGGUCCAGGGCGGGGCUACGGGGGGGCAGCCCCAGCCUCUCGCCUCUCCUUGGUGGUGGGGGAAUACCCUGGCGAGUUAGCCCUUUGUGGGGGUGUAGUGUUUGUGUAUGUGUCUGUGCAUGCGCGCGAGUGUGUCCGAAAGUGAGUGUGAGUGCGUGUGAACACAGGGGUUCAGCGACCUCCGCGGCACCCCCUCCGGCCGCCAUGAGCUCCCCUCCGCCCCCCCGGAAGGGCUUUUACCGCCAGGAGGUCACUAAGACUGAGUGGGAGGUGCGCGAACUCUACCGGGACCUGCAGCCCGUGGGCUCUGGGGCUUACGGGGCCGUGUGCUCGGCUAUUGACAGCAGGACGGGCACCAAGGUGGCUAUCAAGAAACUGUACCGCCCCUUCCAGUCGGAGCUGUUCGCCAAGCGCGCGUACCGGGAGCUGCGGCUGCUCAAACACAUGCGGCACGAGAACGUGAUCGGCUUGCUGGACGUCUUCACCCCCGAUGACACACUGGACGGCUUCACGGACUUUUACCUGGUUAUGCCGUUCAUGGGCACAGACCUCAGCAAGCUGAUGAAACAUGAGAAGCUUAGUGACGACCGGAUCCAAUUCUUGGUCUACCAGAUCCUUCGAGGCCUCAAGUACAUCCAUGCCGCUGGCAUCGUCCACAGGGAUCUCAAACCUGGUAACCUGGCCGUGAAUGAGGAUUGUGAGCUGAAGAUUCUGGACUUUGGCCUGGCCAGACAGACAGACAGUGAGAUGACGGGCUAUGUGGUGACCAGAUGGUACCGGGCGCCUGAGGUCAUCCUUAACUGGAUGCAUUACACACAGACAGUGGAUAUCUGGUCUGUGGGCUGCAUCAUGGCAGAAAUGAUCACCGGGAAGAUCCUUUUCAAAGGCAGCGAUCACCUGGACCAGCUGAUGGAGAUCAUGAAGGUGACAGGAACUCCUCCCCCAGAGUUUGUACAGAGGCUUCAGAGUCAGGAUGCAAAGAGCUACAUGGAAAGUCUCCCGGAGCUGAAGAAGAAGGACUUUGCUUCUGUCCUGAAGAACGCCACCCCCUUGGCUGUGAAUCUGCUGGAGCAGAUGUUGGUGCUGGACGCAGAGAAGCGAGUGACGGCCGCCGAGGCGCUGACUCACCCAUACUUUGAGACUGUGCAUGAGUCUGAGGAGGAGCCGCAGGCCCAGCUGUAUGACGACUCCUUUGAUGACGUCGACCGGACCCUGGAAGAGUGGCAGGAGUCACGUACAAAGAAGUUCUCAGCUUUAAGCCUCCUCGGCUCCUGGAUUCGAAGGAGACAUCUCUAUGACCAGAUGCUGAGAUGGAAAGAGGGGUCCCUCAAAUUCAGGCCAGUAGGGACUCUUAUGGUGACUCCUAACUGGGGGUGAGGAGCCGGCAGUGAGCGCCUCCUGGGAUGACUCUGGAAGGGCUCAGCUGGCAGUGACCCCAACAGUGACUCUGGGAUUGGGGGCAGGGAUCUCUUGGGGUGAGCUGUGUCCCUCCCUCGGGGCUAGAAUUCCCCCACCCCCAUUUUGAGGCCGAGGGCCUGUUAGGAGAGGGGAGUCACUCAUCAGUAAGGGGAGGGGCAGGCAGGCCCCCCAGAUGAUUUGGAGAGGAACCCUGCUAGCCUGCAGCCCCUCCUUGGUCCAAACACCCCAACAGAAGCCUUGGACCCUGACUCUGAUCUCGGGUUGCUGCUGGUGAUCGCUGCCCUGUCUCAUGGCGGGGGAAGCUUGGACGUCCAGCUAUGAUGUCCAGGCCUCUUUUCUUCAUUCACCCCCUGCCCCCCAGAUGUCUGUGGAGCUCGAGCUGGGAGGGACCCCAUAGGGCUGCGGUGGGCAGUUGACUCAGGGACAAUAGCCCUCCUCACCCCCAUAUGUAAAUAAACACUCCUGGCAAGAAUAAACAAAUGCUUUCUAACGGUCCUGGGCUUUGGGGGGAGGGAGGGUCUUGCUUCUACAUGCCCCCCCAAAACAAAGUAUCCUUCUUGUUCCAGCCUAAUUAUUGAGGGGGCCAGGGUGGGUCAGAUGGCCCCCGAAGGCCUCCUACUGGGAGAGGGCCAGGAAGAGGGGUCCCUAUCCUGUGAGAGUGGGAUUGAGGUCACUUCUGUAACUCAGAAGGGAUUGGGGAGGCCCACAUUGAGCCCCUACAAGCCGGAGCUGAGAAUUUAGAACCUAGAACCCAGCCCUGAGGACUCUGCAGCUUGUGGCCCCUCCCCAGGGCUAGUAGCUUCCAUUCAGGAGGCUGAGCUCUGGGCUCGAGUUUGGACAGGUGCUAAGACUGGGUGGAAGGGAACAGGGUCUGUCUGGGUUCAGGGUUGGAGUUAGCAUCUAGCCAGGGGUCAGGCCAAAUUCUAGACUCCUGGAACCAUGCGACAUCAGGAUUACAAGAGCCUCCAGAGACCAGAGCUGUGGCUGGCAAACUAAGCUCCUGUAGGACCUGAGAAUAGAAUGCUUUUCAAAGCUACUUUUUCAGCUGAAAAUUCAGCUGAAUUCAGCUGUGGCUGAGAGAAUUCAAUGCCUCCGGAGGCUGGAGGGGAGAGCCCUGGGGAAGAGAAGGCUCAUGGGGGAUGUUGUUGGCUUUGAGUCCUUGAAAGGCUGUCAGGCAUAACAAGGAGCAGCCUUGUUCAGCCUGGCCCCAUGGAGCAGAAGUGACAAGGAGGCUGAUUGAGGUUUGAGGUCAGGGAAGCCUUCCCAGCUGUCCCAAAGUAGAAUAGGCUGGCUGGAAGUGGAUGGGAGGAAUAGGGGCCUCCUCCCCUCAUCGGAGGGCUUCAGUCAGAGGCUGGGAGACCACCUGUUGGGGAGGGGGAUUGGCUUUAGGGUGUGCAUUGGACUAGAUGACCCUUUCUCCCAUGUCUCUCCAUGGCUCUCACCCAGGAGAGUACUGCUGGGCUAUGGGAGUGCCUGGGAAGUGUUUACUCUCCAGUGUGCCACCCAUCUAGUAGCUUCCUAUCUGGUCUCAUUCUUACUUUUUGUUGUGGAGUUAUUUCAGUUCUGUCUGACUCUUCAUGACCCCAUCUGGGGUUUUCUUGGCAGAGA
This is a messenger RNA of Vombatus ursinus (common wombat), 3137 nucleotides long. RefSeq names its product mitogen-activated protein kinase 12 (gene MAPK12). Gene Ontology annotation, biological process: protein phosphorylation; intracellular signal transduction. The coding region runs from base 315 to 1487 and encodes 390 amino acids. Gene Ontology annotation, cellular component: nucleus; cytoplasm. The record is from RefSeq and is a predicted model, not a curated record. Gene Ontology annotation, molecular function: ATP binding; MAP kinase activity. Lineage: Eukaryota; Metazoa; Chordata; Mammalia; Diprotodontia; Vombatidae. The transcript is spliced from 12 exons.